UCCUGGCCUCCAGCCUUGUGAGGGUGCUGGGGGGGUGUCAUUCCACAGCAUCACCCCAGUGACCAAACGGGCACAGCAGCCUGAGGGCUACAAAUUAGCGCAUUAACACUUUCAAUUUUAAUCCUCUCAUUUCUGAUCUUAAAACACAAUCUCUAUCAUAUACACCAUUGUGUCUGUAUUUCAUAGUAACAGCAUGAACUUGUGAACUGGGACUUCUGGGUUCCAUAGCACAAGACCCAUGCUUAACCAGCACUGUACAGCCCAGUGUCUCAUGCACACUACUCUUGCCUCCCUAAUUGGUUAACAUCAGUGUGAGUUCUAAAUAGACCAGGAAGCCUCAAUUGCAGACUCUCCUCCCCCCUCCCAAGUAGUCCCAGCUCAUUCAUGUUUUAUUCCAGCUUAAAUAAAUCACUUGCAGAACCCAGCCUCUCCCAUUUAGGAUCUUGUGUAUAACAGUUUCCAAUUUGAAAAAGAAAAACUUGCUGAAAUUAGAUGUUAUAAACAAAAGAAACAGCCAUGCCAAAAACUAUUAUGCCACAUUUCAAGUUCAAAUGCAUAACGAUGGAUUUCAUAUGUUGUGAACAAUGCUAACAGAUAGAAGCCCUGAGAGUCUUAACGGAAAAGCUGCUCCCCAAGUCAUUAGAAUAUAAACAAACUCUGACUACGGUAAAGCAGCCCAGGGCCCAUUAAUGUCCUAUUAAGCAAAGGUAAUUGCUGCCAGGAGCCUGGCAGGGCUUCUUCUUUAGGGGCAUGGGUUUGUCAACCUGCUUUUGUUUAUAUGUAGUAAAAGUUCCACCAGGGAAAGGCUUGGAUCCUCUUCCCUGAACCCACCCCAGGAGUGAGUGUGAAUUCCAAGUUGUCUGUCCCAGGUGUGGCUUCUCUGGGUAGAGAUGUCUUUUAGACUAGGUUAAGAAACUGGAGUGUGUCAGUGAUUCUUUGCUUGGCUGAAGAGUUUGAGGGGGCAGAAAGCAAAGGCCUGAAUUGGUUGAACUGAUGAAGGCAGAUUUCUUUGUUGAUGACUAAAAGAUUGAAAUAAAUGGUGUCGCCCAGCGUUUCUUGAUAGAGAGUUGUUUUAUAAGUACACUCACAACACAACACACGUCCUCUUUCCCUAAGGUGUUUCUGGUAUCUCUUUGGAAAGAAAAAUUGAAGGGUAAACUCCAAAGCCCAAGUCAGCUAUACCCCAAUUCUGCCCAUUGAGUAGAGACCCAGCCCUGUCUCAUGAUGCAGGGCUGAGGCUGAAUUCGAAAACACGGGUGCCUGGUGAAAGAGUCUGCUGCCAAUAGUCACUGGUAGCCAGAGGACUUGACCGUAAGACAAGGACAAGUUCACCUUUGCCCUAGCCUGAAGGCAGAGGAAUGAACUGGGCUCUUGCUAUAAAAGAAAAUCAUCUUCAGCAAGCAGGCCUGACAUCACGUCAGUGACAGAUCCGCAUAACACAAGUGAGCCAUGCAGGUCUAGAGGGCCUGUAGCAGUGGUUCUCAACCUGUGGGUCUCGACCCCUUAAGUGGUAGUCAAAAAGUCUUUCACGGGGGUCACCUAAGACCAUCAGAAAACAUAGAUAUUUACGUCACAAUUCAUAACAGUAGCAAAAUUGCAGUUAGGAAGUAGCAAUGAGAUAAUUUUAUGGUUGGGGGUCACCACACCAUAAGGAACUGUGUUAACGGACACAGAGUGAGGAAGGUUGAGAACCACUGCCCUGAAGGAAUCAGGUGCUGGGUCUGCUCUCCGGCCUGUGGCCCCAGACUUUUUCUCCCUGAAACAUACUCUUGACCCUGUCUUGAGGGUCAACACUGAGUCCCAUGGAAGUGGCCCUGUGGCCUGGAUCACACAGGUCACCGUCUGGGAGCACCGCAGAGCAUCGGAGGCUUAGGCUGGCUCCCUGCAGUCCUGAGGUCAGGGUGGGAACCAGAGAGGAGGGCGGCGAUGUGUUGACUCUUGGAAAGUUCCUGCCUUGCAUCUGGCUGCCUCUGCCCGGAGCCCUGGCUCCUGUUUAAUAUUCUGCUGCCUGGUUGAUGUUGUGCUUGGCUCCCGUGGGACUGCAACUCACGGCUGGAAACUGGAGCCAAUUUUCUGUCUUCAUCUCGCAGUGUUUUGACUGGAGGCAGAUCCAGUUCAGGCCGAUCGGGGCUGUGGAAACAACUACCGAGUGUCUGUCUGCUUCACCCGGGAGGAGAGAGUGUGGCCGAGGAACUGGGAAGAGAGCAGAGUGCGGGGAGGACCCUAGGGACUUCAUCCCUGCCCUCGCCCCCCACUGAUCAGCAGAUUUCAUCAAAGGGGACUCCUAGGGGCUUGAAUAGAAAAUUGAUUUCACCUUAUUAAUAGAAAGGAGGCACAGGGGCCUGGCCCUUCCUCUUAGAGAUCUGAGGCUGUCAGAGAUGACGCUGGUUCUGUCCAUGAAUAGAUUCUGUGAGCCCAUUGUCUCAGAAGGAGCUGCUGAAAUUGCCGGGUACCAAACGCUAUGGGAGGCUGACAGCUACAGAGGAGCCAGCCCCCCGGGGCCAGCACAGGUUCCUUUGCAGGGAGACGCAGGAGCCAGCCCACAACUGGCAGGAUCACAUUACAGGGGAAUUCCAAAUCCUAUAAGCACAUCCAAGGUCACAUACUUCAAGAGGAAGUAUGCCGAAGAGGAGGAUCUUCACCCACCACUCAGCAGCUGCAGCCAUAAAACCAUCUCCAUUUUUGAGGAGCGAGCACACAUCCUGUACAUGUCUUUGGAGAAGCUGAGGUUCAUCGAUGACCCGGAAGUGUACCUGCGGAGAUCUGUCCUUAUCAACAACCUGAUGAAGAGGAUCCAUGGGGAGAUCCUCAUGCAAAACAGCUGGUGCCUCCCUGCCUGCUCCCUUGGUGGCACCUCCACCCAAGAGUGGUUCCUGGCUCAAGACUGUCCUUACCGGAAACGGCCCCGGGUGGCCAAAGAGGAGUGGGAAAAGUUCCACACUUGCUGUUUUUAUCAGGAGUGUGGGGGUCACUGCCUGGAUCUGCCCCUUUCUGUCAAUGCUGGCGUUGGGAGCGCUUCAGCUGCUGCCACAGCCACAUCCCCCUCCUCCCCACCCACCUCCUCCCCAUCCUCCUCUUCUUCCUCACCCAGCUCCUCCCCACCCAGCUCCUCCCCACCCUCCUCUCCCUCCUCCUCUUCCCCUCUGCCAUUGGCUAGUUGCUCCCACCAUGUGGACUUUGAUAUAGGCAGUGCACCUGUUUACAAGAGCGAUGGCCAGAUACCUGCCAGUGAGAUCUUUGUCACUAAUGUUAGGUCCCUUGGUGUCCAGGAAAAGGCCAAAUCCAAUGAUGGGAAAGUAAGUCACGACAGCCACAGAGACGGUGUUGCCCUCAGCCGAGAACCUCUUGGGAACGACCUUGAUUUUGAGUGCAAAGGCCAAUUUUAUGAUUAUUUUGAGACCGGAUAUAACGAGAAAAACCACGUGAGUGAGUCUUGGAAAAAGUCUUUGAUGAAAAAGGAGCUUUCCCCAAGCAACAAACUGUGCUGCAGCAGGGGAAGUAAGAUGUGAGCGACCUCCCGCCGGCACCUGGACGCACGCACGCACAGCAUGACCAAGUUUUAUUUUGAAUGGAUUUUGUAGUUUUGUACAACUGAUAAAAUUAUGCAGUGAACACACUGUGCUGUUUCACUGCCUGGAGAGCAGAUUGCACAGAACAUCUGUACAGUAGGCAUCCACAAGCCACUUACUAAUGUGAUUUUGCCAAGGAAAGCCAACUUCAUGUCUGAAAGUAUAGCUUAGUUUUCUUUAAAAAAAAAAAAAAAAUCAGUAGAUUAGGUUGAGGACAACAUGUCCCUGUUAUAUUCCCACCGCCCCUCCAAAGAGCCCAUCGAUAGCCAAGACAAGUUCAAUUUGUUUGCCAGUUAAUUAGGUAGUUACUUGGUAAACAAAUCAUUAUAACCAGCAGAGCUGUCUGCUUCUUCAAUACGAUCCAGUAUUUCUUUCUGAGUAGAAGACUGAAGACAGGAAAGCAGAUGACAUGGUUUCAUGAGUUGUGACAUGUUUGUAUUGGAUAGGAUGAGACGAAAUGAAACACACCUACCAUACUCUGCCAGCUCCUAGCUUCCAUAUGAUGGUAAUGGAUGACUAGAGAAGUGAUGUACAGGGCUGUCUUUGAUGGGCUGAGUAGGGAGGUGUACAGGGCUGUCUUUGAUGGGGUGAGUAGAGAGGUGUACAGGGCCAUCUUUGAUGGGGUGAGUAGAGAGGUGUACAGGGCCAUCUUUGGUAGGGUAAGUAGAGAGGUGUACAGGGCCAUCUUUGAUGGGGUGAGUAGAGAGGUGUACAGGGCCGUCUUUGAUGGGGUGAGUAGAGAGGUGGUACAGAGGGUGGUCUUAAUGGGAGGACAAGGAAAGUGGUGUACAGGGCCAGUUUGAUGAUGGGCUGAUAGGGAGGUGUGGUGUACAGGGCGAUCUUGGGUGCCUUACUUUAUCUUAAUUUUUGCCAGUGUAAAAAUUAAGGAUAAAUCAGAGCUACAGCAGGGAUUUAACACAUAGGAAAAAACACACAGGGUGGAUCCAUGCGGUUUGGAAACUUAACUUUGAACUAUUGUGUUCAACUUUUGAUUCGCCAUCCUCUUCCUCCUUUGUUUUUGACGCCCAGUGGCUGUGGGUCUGACAUUUUGGGUAGAGAUGGAGGAGACAGUAGGGAAGGCCACUGGGACAGUGGAAGCUGCCUGGGCUUUUCCAUGGCAACGCACCGUUGUUGGGUCUGGGCUUUCUGAGCUUUGGGUUGUUUUGUUUUCUUGUCCAGUGACGUUCACAGCCCGUGGCAUGCGUUACAUACGUUAUACUUUGCCCUGUUUUGCAUCAUUUCAUGCGUUUAGACUCUUAAGAGCAUGUGGUUUCUAUAUGUGACUUUCGCUGUUGAUUGAGAAGCACAAUGUUAAUAGAUGACGUGGUGAUCAAUAUGUUUUAUCUUAAAGAAUGUAAAGAUUGUAGGUUGCAGAACGUUAUUUUGGAGAAAUGGGACUCGCUCGUCAUUGUUACUGUGUAUUUGGCCAACACACUAUCCAAACAAUACCUUGAAUUUGCACAUUGCUACGUGUCCUCAGUGGCACUGUGGCCCAGUCCAGCCAGCUCCUCCUCAUAAAAUGUAUUCCCAUUUCCAAGGCCAAGGACUUGGGCCUUUUAAAAUGGUUAUUCACAGGAACCAAAUGCCAAAUGGAGGAAAUAGGUAAGUUCUCCCACUUUCUCCAAGAUGAAGCUUUUUUAAUUAUUGCUAUUAAUAUUAAAUAGGUCUCAUUCAUACAGUGUAUGAGUAGAUCAUUUGGGAAAUUGUCCGCAAGGACCAAUUUUUAAAACAUGUUCCUGUGUUAUGGCUGAAUAGUCUAGUAAUGUUUUGUCCUUUAUUUUCAAUAUUUGAUGAACAUUUUGGUGUUGAAAUUUUAGGUGAUAGAUGCUAGUACAUGACUGUGUUGUAAUAAAGUGAGGUUUUCUUGAUAUAUAUUUAUUAAAAUGAUCAAAAAUCAUUAA
Peromyscus leucopus (white-footed mouse) is the source of this 5470-nucleotide messenger RNA. It is a transcript of the gene Sertad4, whose product is annotated as SERTA domain containing 4. Gene Ontology annotation, cellular component: nucleus. The record is from RefSeq and is a predicted model, not a curated record. Bases 2379 to 3509 code for a protein of 376 amino acids. Lineage: Eukaryota; Metazoa; Chordata; Mammalia; Rodentia; Cricetidae. The transcript has 4 exons.